Messenger RNA from Cyphellophora europaea CBS 101466, 1383 nucleotides. RefSeq lists its product as uncharacterized. The transcript has 2 exons. Gene Ontology annotation, cellular component: U2-type post-mRNA release spliceosomal complex. Lineage: Eukaryota; Fungi; Ascomycota; Eurotiomycetes; Chaetothyriales; Cyphellophoraceae. Bases 1 to 1383 code for a protein of 460 amino acids. The record is from RefSeq and is a predicted model, not a curated record. Gene Ontology annotation, biological process: spliceosomal complex disassembly.
AUGGCAUCACUAUUUCAGGCCCGGCGCAAGCCCAAGCGUGUAGUCCGAGAUGACCCAGACCACGCGCAAGACAACGAAGAUACCGGCCCGGUUGUCAAACGACCCGGCGCAGCCAAACAGAAAUCCAGACUACGAGUCUCCUUCGACCCUGGAAACGAGGAUAAUGACUCCAGCGCUGUUCCCUCAGAAAAUGAGCCGUCAGUGGUGCGCCCGUCCAAACGCGGCAUCUCAACCUCAUUACAAGACCGCCUAAAGCAGACCUCGCUACGAGAAGAAGAUGCGCGGCCCUCCUACAACAAAUCUGCUCUUGACGAGCUGCGGAACUCCACACCCUCCACACCUAAGGACCUGUCUCUCACCACAACCUCAGAUCCGGAAUCACACGACAACCGUACUAUCGACAUUGCGUCCAAAUUCGGCGCUUCCAUACCUUCCACAGCCUCCGCCUCAAUCCCUUCCGCAACCGAGAUCGCUGAGCGCAAAGCCCGCCGCGCACGCCUGGCCCAGGAGCAAUCCGCCCUUCCAGCCUCCACCACGGACCCGAACUCAGAAGACUAUAUUCCUCUAGAUGCCUACGACUCAGACGGCGAGUUCAAACCCACACGCAUGCAGGUUGGCACCUGGCACGCCCCAACCAAGGAAUCCGACUCCCGCCUCGUGCCAGAAGACGAAGACAUCGCCGAAGGCUUCGACUCCUUCGUCAACGACAACACCGAUCCCCGCGGCCGCAUCACGACCGACUCACUGAACCUGACGUCGCGGUCCGCGCGACACAACGCCGCCACCGCCCGCGAAGCGAUGCGCGCACAGAUCGCCGCCGCCGAAGCCUCCUCGGGCGGCGAUGGCGAUUCCAGCGGCGACGACGAGGCCGGCAGCGGCUACGACUCGGACGACGCUGCGCGCCACCACGCCUACGAGCUCGCGCAGACCGCCUACGGCCUCCCCUCCGCCUCCGCCAACAGCCAAUUCCUAAAGCGCCAGCAGCGCCGGCCCAAGCAGCCCAAAGAGACAACGCCGGUCGUGAAGCUGAGCGUGGGCUUGGCGGGCUUGCGGGAGCGCAUGGCGGCCAUCGGCGUCGAGAAGGGCCGCAUCGAGAGACGCCUCGCGGAGAUCGAGGUCGAGAGGCAGGAGGUCAAGUCGCGCCAGGAACAUAUCCAGCGGAGUCUGCAGCAGAGUGCGGAUGAGCUGCGGGUUCUCCAAGAGGAGCAGCAGGCGCGGAGUAGCGGCAGUGGAGAGCAGAAUGGUGGAAACGCGGAGGCAGUCAAUGUCAAUGGUGGCAAUGCCACCGGCAGCCCAAAGGAGGGCGGUCAGGUUGGUGAACGAGGGUUGGAGACGUUUGGGAGCGGCAUGAGUCGGCCCCCACCUGAUGAUGAGUAUGAGUGA